Messenger RNA from Raphanus sativus (radish), 1270 nucleotides. RefSeq lists its product as uncharacterized. Bases 444 to 1235 code for a protein of 263 amino acids. NCBI's taxonomy places the organism in Eukaryota, Viridiplantae, Streptophyta, Magnoliopsida, Brassicales, Brassicaceae. The transcript has a single exon. Gene Ontology annotation, biological process: shoot system development; root development. The record is from RefSeq and is a predicted model, not a curated record.
CACACAAUUUAGUGAGACAAGAUCCGAGGUUCGCAAUACGGAGGUUGUACUUGUGUACAUGUAAUCCUUACAGCUCAUUGUACUCCAUAAACAACCGUUUUGGUUCAGACACAUCAGCGACAUGUCUUAUUGUCACUCGUGCAAAUAUGCAAUAAGGAACUUGAUCUUAAUGGAGAUUUGAGCUGUGAGGAUGGUUAGAGAGAGACAACCGAUAUUAAGGAGAUCUGGAUCCAUUACUUUUAUAUUACGUGAGAUGCCUUUUGUAACCAGGUAAAAGACACAUUCCACAAACAUCUUAUUAAUGAUUUUAAUAUUUUAAACACCAUUAGAUUCCUCUUGUCUCUCUUCCUUUGUGGUGUAUAUAUGUGAGAUCAGAGAGGCAAUGAAAAGGCAGAACAAACAUCUUAGCUUUCUCAAGAACAAAUAACAAAACAGAAACAAAAAUGGCUAUCUCUUUCCACGUUCGCUCUAACAGUUUCCCUUCUAGAAGUCACCCACAAGCUGCUCAUGUCAGUGAGCAGUUGGCUCGUUUGAGAUCUUCUGAGGAAGCCUCAACAUCUUCAAGCUCUUCUCUCUGUCAAAGAAUUGACAACAUUCAAGAGCUACACGAGUCUUUGGACAAGCUUAUCUGCCUACCAGUCACACAGCAGGCUCUAUCUCAAGAGCAAAACAAGAAAGCCGUCGAGCAGCUUCUUGAUGGAUCUCUCAGGAUCCUGGAUUUGUGCAACAGUUCCAAGGAUGGUUUAUCAGAGAUGAAAGAAAGUCUCAUGGAGAUUCAAUCCAUUCUAAGGAGAAAGCGCGGUGAUCUUUCCGGAGAGGUGAAGAAAUACUUAGCCUCAAGAAAAGCUGUCAAAAAGACAUUUCAGAAAGUACAAAAGACUCUAAAGGUUGCACACGCUGAAGACAAGAAGGAAGAAUCUUUGGCUUUCUUUGGAGAAGCAGAAUCGGUUACAAUUGCUCUGUUUGAUUCUCUCUUUGGCUACAUAUCUGGAGCAAAGACUUGUGGCAAAUGGUCAGCCGUCUCAAAGCUAAUGACCAAGAAGAAAGUUACAUGUGAAGCUCAAGCAAACGAAUUCACAAGGGUUGACUCCGGAUUUCAGUCCGAGAAGACCUUGAAGAUGGAGGACGUUCAGAUCCUAGAGUCGUUCAUUCAAGAUCUUGAAGAUGGACUUGAAUCACUCUCUAAGUCUUUGAUUAAAUACCGACUCUCAAUUCUUAAUACCUUAGGCCAUUAAGGCUACAAUUUUUGUAAAGAAAAGAUAAUAGAAAC